CGGCCCCCGAACGCACCCAUCCGAUCCUCUCAGUCCAUCAUGUCCAUCAUUUGCCAAACCCGUCUGGCCGAGGAGCGAAAACAGUGGAGAAAGGACCAGCCAUUCGGCUUCUAUGCCCGUCCCGAAAAGGAUAGCAACGGCAACCUGAAUCUCAUGCGGUGGAGCGCCGGCAUUCCUGGCAAAGCCAACACCGACUGGGAGGGUGGCCUCUACAAGCUCGUCCUCAUCUUCCCUGAAGACUACCCCCAGAAGCCGCCAAAGUGCCAGUUUGUUGCCAACUCAGGCCUGUUCUUCCAUCCAAAUGUCUAUCCGUCCGGCACCGUCUGCCUGUCGAUCCUGAACGAGGAGCAGGACUGGAAACCCUCCAUCACCCUGAAGCAGAUCCUUCUGGGCAUCCAGGAUCUGCUCGACAGCCCCAACCCGGACUCGCCAGCCCAGCACGACGCCUAUCUGCUCUUCAAGAAAGACAAGGAGGCCUAUCGUGAGCGAGUUCGGCAGCAGGCUCGCGAAUACAGCAACAAGGAUUAGAAUGAAUGCACUCGUCCCGGAUCUUACAACGCUGGAGGCAGUCGGGGCCAGAUGCCUGCGCGAGGGGGGCGUCCAUCGGGUCGAUGACUUUCCUCCUUGGCUAUGCGGUCGCCACCCCGCUGCAUACCCGCCGCCUUUCUCCGUGCUGCCCUUUGCAUGACGCUGGCAUCGGCUGUGCCCUCGAUACCGCCACUCCGGCAUCCCCCUUCCGCCCCCCUUCUCCGCCUGCCUCUCCUUUACGUGAGACAAUAAAACGAUAUCUUGCUGAGCCAAAUUACUG
Polychytrium aggregatum is the source of this 808-nucleotide messenger RNA. RefSeq names its product ubiquitin-conjugating enzyme/RWD-like protein. Gene Ontology annotation, biological process: protein sumoylation. The record is from RefSeq and is a predicted model, not a curated record. The transcript has 3 exons. Gene Ontology annotation, molecular function: SUMO conjugating enzyme activity. Bases 40 to 528 code for a protein of 162 amino acids. Gene Ontology annotation, cellular component: nucleus. Lineage: Eukaryota; Fungi; Chytridiomycota; Chytridiomycetes; Polychytriales.